AUGUCAACUGGUGUACACGCUCGUGCCCGCGUCGGAAUCUGGUCAUAUUUUCCCUUUGGCUCGAGCCCUAGGCGUCGAUCCACUUCCCUUCCAGCGAAGGCCACCCGUGAUCAAUUUGAAAAACCAGGGAGGCAUUCUGGAGAUCCUCACCGCAGCUCCAAGAAAUUUGGUUUUGGGGACACGUUCACAGUUGCCACGAUGACACAAAGUCAGAGAACGAGAUAUAUUAAGACCGGGGGGAUAAUUGCUGUUCUAUUACUGUUCCUCUACGUACUGCUUCCUGGCGGUCAACCUUCCCCGAGCUCAAUCAAAACCCCCGUGUCCAACUCAAAGUGUACAAAACCAUAUGACUCCACGAAGCCCUUGAUCCAAUACGCGUUGAUGAUCGAUGCUGGAAGCACUGGCUCCCGAAUCCACGUUUACCGUUUCAACAAUUGUGGGCCUACGCCGGAACUCGAACAUGAGGAUUUCAAGAUGACAGAGAAGAAGAAGGGUGGUGCUGGACUCAGCUCCUACGCUGAUGAUCCAGAGGCGGCCGCAAGGAGCUUGGAUCCUUUGAUGGAGGUUGCCCUGAAGUCGGUUCCUAAAGAAUACCAGUCCUGCUCUCCAGUCGCAGUAAAGGCCACGGCCGGCUUGAGAUUCCUGGGUCCAGAGACUAGCGAUAAAAUUUUGGAUGCGGUGAGGAACCGCUUGGAAACCGUAUAUCCAUUCCCUGUCGUCUCAAAGGAAAAUGGUGGUGUUGAAAUCAUGGAUGGCAAAUAUGAAGGGGUGUAUGCCUGGAUCACCACCAAUUACCUGCUUGGAAAUAUCGGUACCAAGGAGCGCACACCUACAGCCGCAGUUUUCGAUCUUGGAGGAGGCUCAACACAAAUUGUUUUUGAACCAACCUUCAAAAGUGCAGGUGGAUUAACGGAGAAACUGGCUGAAGGUGACCAUAAAUUUUCUUUGGAUUUUGGAGGUCGACACUUUGACCUUUACCAGCACUCGCACCUUGGCUACGGGCUCAUGAAAGCAAGAGAUGCCAUCCACAGAGCGAUUGUGGAGGCCAAACACGAGUCUAGCCCAACCGACCAAUCGUGGCUCUCCAAGACAUUGGUCAAUCCAUGCCUGAGCGCUGGAACGUCGCUCACAGUGAAUGUAACAAUGGGGAAUGGACAUCCACUUGGUGAGGUUGUCGAAAUCAAGAUGAUCGGUCCGAAAGACAUAUCCUCCGCAGCUCAAUGCCGAGGAAUCGCAGACAAAAUCCUCAAGAAGGAUGCAGAUUGCAAGUUGGCACCGUGUUCCUUUAACGGCGCUCAUCAACCACCGCUCCAGAAGACCUUUGCCAAUGAAGACCUGUUCAUCAUGUCGUAUUUCUACGACCGCACAGCUCCGCUCGGAAUGCCGGAAUCGUUUACUCUUCGAGACUUACAGGAUUUGACUGCCGCAGUCUGCGCAGGUCAAAGUAACUGGGGUGUUUUCGAAGGGAUUGGGGAUGCUAUCAAUGAACUCCAGGAACGCCCGGAGCACUGUUUGGACCUUUCCUUUAUGUUAUCUCUCUUACAUACCGGCUACGAUCUCCCUCUGAAUCGGCAAGUUAAAAUUGCGAAAAAAAUCAACGGCAACGAACUUGGAUGGUGUUUAGGUGCGAGUUUACCUCUUCUGAACAAGGUAUCAGGCUGGCAAUGCCGUGUCAAACAGGUCUCAUAA
This is a messenger RNA of Histoplasma mississippiense, 1689 nucleotides long. Its product is annotated as guanosine-diphosphatase. Gene Ontology annotation, cellular component: membrane; Golgi apparatus. NCBI's taxonomy places the organism in Eukaryota, Fungi, Ascomycota, Eurotiomycetes, Onygenales, Ajellomycetaceae. The transcript has 2 exons. Gene Ontology annotation, molecular function: UDP phosphatase activity; GDP phosphatase activity. Gene Ontology annotation, biological process: protein N-linked glycosylation; nucleoside diphosphate catabolic process. The record is from RefSeq and is a predicted model, not a curated record. The coding region runs from base 1 to 1689 and encodes 562 amino acids.